Messenger RNA from Dermacentor silvarum, 2797 nucleotides. RefSeq names its product inositol polyphosphate-5-phosphatase A (gene 5PtaseI). Gene Ontology annotation, molecular function: inositol-polyphosphate 5-phosphatase activity. The transcript is spliced from 16 exons. NCBI's taxonomy places the organism in Eukaryota, Metazoa, Arthropoda, Arachnida, Ixodida, Ixodidae. The record is from RefSeq and is a predicted model, not a curated record. Bases 281 to 1810 code for a protein of 509 amino acids. Gene Ontology annotation, biological process: phosphatidylinositol dephosphorylation.
GGUGUUUAAUGCACUCUGUUUACAGCGCGAUUUUGGCACAAGCCACCAUAGCGUAGCGAAAGCAGACGCAGGCGCAUAGUUGCCCAAACAGUCGUUGACGUCAGGAGCGGUGGGCGGGCUUGAUUGUGCGCUUCCGCUAGGAAGAGGACUGUGAUCAUGGACGAAUUCGCUCUGGGCUGAUCGGCAGGCUCAACAUGGGAGCUUCUGGGGGCCUCCCGUAAGCGCACCUUAUUUUCCUCUGUCCACACGGCCAUACCAGGAAAGGUGAACAAGGACAGUAAUGGGCGAGCACAUACCGGUGCUUCUAGUCACGGCCAACGUAGGAUCCAUCUUUGAAGAGCCUCGAACACUUUUGCCGGGAUGGAUAGGCGAGUUCCUUCGGACGGUGAAGCAGUAUCAGCCCAGUUUUUUGGCUCUACAUUGUCAAGAAGUAGGUGGGAAAAACUACGAAAGAACCAUGCCCCACGUUUCCGACUUCAUCAGAACUCUCAUGGGCAGCGAGGAGCUCUCAAGUUACACAGCAGUCCAAGUGUUCUUGGAUGAGGACUUCUCCUGUGUAGAAAAAUUUACGGCCCUGGGCAACUUGUACUUUGUCCAUCAGUCAUUGAAAAACCCCCAGAUCUGGGAUUUUCAAGAGUGCUGCUUUCGACCAGUCAUGACAAAGGAGAUUCAUUCUGGAAACAUAGAGAAGGUGUUCACCAAAGAAAAGGUUAAGUUUCCCCAGGAACUUUUUCCAGAGUGCAAGUGGUCAAGAAAAGGCUUUAUGCGAACGAGGUGGAGCUUGCAAGGCACAAUAUUUGACCUAAUCAAUAUCCAUCUUUUUCAUGAUGAAUCAAACUUCAUAGCCAUGGAAUGUUUCCCGUCUUCUUACACAAAAAAUAGACAAGGAGCACUUGACUACACUCUGAACAGGAUCCAGAAUGACAAGUAUGAAAAUGUUCCAUUUUUCAUCUUUGGAGACUUCAAUUUUAGACUUGACACGCAGGCCGUUAUAGAGAAAGUUACAGAUAAGGCACCUCCAGUUCAAGUGAAAAGUGCCAAAAAUGGAGAUGUCACAAAAGUUCUCUUCAGGGAUCCUAAAGAUGAAAAUAAGGUCGUGCUUACAGUGGAAAGAAAAGUAUUCUCUCUUCAAGACCAUGAGGAGGCUUUCUACCGAAAUGAUGGAAAAUGGCUCCAAGAGCAUGACAAAGAACCGAGCCUGUUCCAGGACCGUCUUUUUGAAUUCGACAUUGCCUUCCCACCAAGCUAUCCAUUCAAAGAGGAGUCCUCGGGUCCCCGCAGUUACAUGCGGACACGCUGUCCUGCCUGGUGUGACCGCAUUUUGCUCAGCAAGUCGGCCAAGACCCUGGUGUACACGGGCCCUGACGAAGGUGGAAAGGCAUCUGUGGUGUAUCACAUAAUGGGGCCGAAUGUGUGCAUGGGAGACCACAAGGUACGUGCCCCCCGGGCUGUGUUGCUAAAGGCGAGGCCUCGCGCAAGAGUGCCAGCCCGCACCGGUCCUCGAGGUUGCUUAGGGGCUGCCCAGCUGGGUGCCGCCUCCUGUGACCACUUCCCACAUGUGCAUGGCUCCCCCAUUCUGUUGUGCAUGGUAGCCGUGUCAGAAGCCGGCCCUGGAGGAAGCAGCCACCCGUUACAUCCAGGUCAAGGUUCCAGGCUCACCUGUGCGCAUCUUCCGAGAAACCACCGUGUGAACUUGCCACUCGAUAGCAUAAUGCCCUCACCUUUUGUUAGUGCAUCUGUGACAUGGCUGCAACGCCAACACUGUGUAAAGACUCUGUGCAAGGUGCUGUCGAGCUGGGAUUUUGUUUGAGCCAUUUUAAGUUGAGAUCUGACGUAGCAUGUGCCAGUCCGCUAAUUCGUAACCCCAGCACUGUAGCAUUGAAAGUGGUAGUAAUGCUACGCAUUUUAUACCAGUUUUAGUGCCACACUUUGAUGUGGGGUAGUUGGUUCUUUAUUUUAAUUCUUGACGUGCACCCUUAAUUACAAAAAUACACUGACAUGUACACACAUGAAUUUAUAUAUACAUAAUAUAUGUCUAAUGCCACCUUGCAUCUGCACAUCUGCUUUUGUUCACUCGUGCUCCACACAAAUUGCUAGCAAUUAAGCUGGCACUUUUCUUAAAAUUAAGAACAGGCACAAUAUCAGUGGGGCAGACAUUACGUGCACUUAAAUGGUUAUGACAAGGAAAGUGAUGUCUGGCAGGGUGUGUCAAAGCAUGCCAUUUUUCUGCAGAAUUUUUCACCAUCGUGGAGACUACAUCGUUUCUCCCCUCCCGCCCCCACUUUUUUUUUCUGCACAGGAGUAUACAAAGUCAUUCUACAAGCUCUCGAAGUAUCAUUUAUUGUAGGAAGGCUGCUAUUCAAGCCUCUCCCUCAGGGCCCUUUGAGAUUAUGCGUGUAUUAUCACCAAUUUCCACUUCACACUUAUUUACUAUUUAUGAUCCAUUUGUUGUGCCAAAAUUGUUUUGUGUGCAUGUGACCUUGUGUUGUGCAAUGUUUGUAUGGUUGAUCCACUUGUGCUACACCCCAUUGCAGGUGAUAUUCUCGUUAUUUAAUGCGGUGACGUGCGUUGGGCGUUGCGACUGCCGGUCGCCGCGUCGCACAAAGUGUUACACAGUGCAGUGUUCCGUCCAGUGGUCUGAGGGCCGCGCCGUGAUGCUGUACGAUCGUCACAAAGUCAAGUUAUGUUUUUAGCGUUGUUGCAUAUGUGCACAUUUUUCGGUAGUCUCUAAGCAUCGGCUUCUUGGACGUCACCUGCCAUCUUCGAUCCGAUCGCAAUAAAUGGUGCAAACCCUUUU